AUGCUGAAGGCGCAUCCCUCUACAUGGACUUCGACGAUGUUUCAAGGAAUCCAGCAGCACACGGUGAAGGGGUCAUCUUACACAUCGCGCAUCCUGCUCUACGUGCUCCCCCACAACCUUUAUAAAGGGAAGAAGAACAGGCUCUGGGAUCUUGUCAUGGACACUGUGACGCGAGAUAUGGAGCAGCUUUUUCAUCGUGGUGUGCAAGUGGAUGGAGCCACCUUUUACCCCGUGCUCAUCGCCGCAAAGGGUGAUUCACCCGCACUGAUUAAGCUUUUCAAGCUGGGCCGCUCUUUUACUCGUUGGGAGGGCAAGGCAGGGGUCUGUCCGUACUGUUUAGCAGGCCAACCAGGGAUUCCCUGGGAAGACCUCACAAAAACAGCAGCGUGGCGGUCUACCCGGUACACUACAAGGCCAUGGUCCCGGCAACACCCACCCAGCAUUGCAUCUGUGCCGUUUUCAGAUGUUCCAGAGAGGUGCAUAAGGCCAGACCUCAUGCACAUGGUGAAGUUGGGGAUCGGGCGGCAUUUUCUAGCCUCGGCCAUUGUUUGCUUGGGGGAGUGGAGCAUCUUUGAUGACGGGAACAAGAUUCUCAGUGUGGAAGGUCUACUCGACACUGUACAUCAAGACUUCGAGUACUGCUGUAAGCAUGAACUCAAGCAGACCGCCAACUUGAAGCAGUUCACAAAGGACCUGCUGCACUGGCCACGACGGUCAUCCUACCCAUGGGGCGGAUGGAAGGCCUCUGAUACGAUGAUUCUCCUUCGCUGGCUGUUGAAGCUAGUCACGACUGGCCCUGUUCUACGUGAUGCUUCAGGCCGCACUGGGGUUUCCUUGCAGGCGCAUUUUGCCGCCGAUGCCACCAAACAGUUGGUCUGCUGUGCAUUGCAAGAUGGCGCUUCGGCUCUUCUGCGCAUGUUUCAGAUUCUUUACAAGACUGAUGUUUGGUUGGAUAGAGAGGCCGCUACAGCUGUAGCUGAUGCCAUUGAUCUCUUUGCCAAUGUGUAUUGCUGUCUCGCGGGCAUCUUUCAUCGAGAAGUGAAGCAGUCAAGGUUCCACAUGGAGCCCACGCUCCAUCAUUUUGCACAUGUGUCUGAGCGUAUGCGAGAAGUGUUGGCGACUGGUGCUAACAAAGUUUUGUCCCCUGCAUGUUUUCUGUGCGAGCAAUCGGAGGACUUCGUCGGCCGCAUAAGCCGGCUGGCGAGACGAUGCGCUGCCCGCACAUGCGGGCAGCGAACCCUACAGCGCUAUUUGAUCAAGGUCUGUUUGGAGUGGGAACGCGCGUGA
Molecule: messenger RNA, 1287 nt
Organism: Symbiodinium necroappetens
Lineage: Eukaryota; Dinophyceae; Suessiales; Symbiodiniaceae
Source: the annotation of a GenBank genome assembly